Sinocyclocheilus rhinocerous is the source of this 2031-nucleotide messenger RNA. RefSeq names its product lethal(3)malignant brain tumor-like protein 1. Gene Ontology annotation, molecular function: zinc ion binding; histone binding; chromatin binding. Gene Ontology annotation, cellular component: nucleus. Gene Ontology annotation, biological process: negative regulation of DNA-templated transcription. The transcript has 19 exons. The record is from RefSeq and is a predicted model, not a curated record. NCBI's taxonomy places the organism in Eukaryota, Metazoa, Chordata, Actinopteri, Cypriniformes, Cyprinidae. The coding region runs from base 7 to 2031 and encodes 674 amino acids.
GCGCUCAUGAUGCGCGCAUGCGCAGAUCACAUUCCUCCCGAGCAGGACCAGCACUGUGGUACUGAGCAGAGUCUUGCUAUGAGUGCCAAAGCAGACCUGGAUGUCUUGCCACAUGAUGCAGAUGUCCCGUCUGAAAGCAGCGUCUCUCACGCUCCCAAUGACAGUUCUGCACAGCGGCUGAAAACCCAGGAUACUUCCACAAUAAUUUUUCCAGUUUCUGCUCAUCCAUUGCCAAAAGUGGAGCUGCCUCCAAAUGCAAUCAAGCCGAUUAAAGGCAGUGAACUGGAGGCCGCAUCACUUCCUGCGCAGGUUGGAGGGACGAUUGUCCAUGUUCUGGGCUGGAAGGAGGGAAUGGCCAUCCUCCCUGGAAGCAAUCUGAAGUUAUGUGUUAGUGAUACUGGUUCACUGGAAGUGAUCAAUAAAGGGAAAAUAGGCUCUGCUAACCUGACCACUGAAGGAGCGCAGACAAAAUCAGCUGAUAUCAAACAAGCUGAGAAACCAGACGUCUCAGCAGGUGGGAAUGUCAGGUCCAGUGCAUUUGUGGAGGCUGACAGACUUCAGAGAGAGUGUAUGGAGGCUCAGGACAGUCCAGCUCAUAGCAAGCGCACUGAGACACCGGGCAAACAGACGUACCUGACAGAGCUACGCCGGGAGACGAUGGCUGAACAUCCUGCAGGGAUUGCAGAAGCACAGGUGAUCUAUCAUGAGCAUGAAAUGCUGAAGCCCAUGAAGAAGAGAAAGAGGAGGGAAUACAACAGCCCAUCAGAGGAAGAGUCUGAUGCUGAGCCAAUGGAGGAGAAAGUGGAGGCUUUAAAAAUGGAUGGCAGACAGAACAAAGCAGGCUCAGCAGAGAGUAAGCUGGAGCUGUGGUCCUGGCCGCAGUAUCUAGAGCAGCAGAAAGCUGUGGCCGCUCCAGCCAGACACUUCCAGGAGACCCAGAGGGUUCCCACGAUUAAGAACAGCUUCAGACAGGGGAUGAAGUUAGAAGGCAUCGACCCCCAGCACUCCUCCAUGUAUUUCGUCCUGACAGUCGCUGAGGUCUGUGGCUUCAGAUUGCGCCUUCAUUUUGAUGGCUAUUCUGACUGCCAUGACUUCUGGGUCAGCGCCAGCUGCCCUGAUAUUCACCCCGCUGGAUGGUGUGAGAGCACAGGACACAAGCUCUACACCCCAAAAGGAUGUAAAGAAGAGGAGUUUUCUUGGUCCAACUACCUAAAGAUCACCAGAUCACAAGCCGCACCGAAGGAGUUGUUCUGUAGCUCAGUCAGACCAGAGACAGACUGUGGGUUUGAGUUGGGGAUGAAGCUGGAGGCUGUGGACCGCAUGAACCCGUCUCUCAUCUGUGUUGCCACGGUAACAGACAAAGUGGACAACCGCUUCCUGGUUCACUUUGAUAACUGGGACGACACGUAUGACUACUGGUGUGAUGCUCACAGCCCGUACAUUCAUCCCAUCGGCUGGUGUCAGGAGAGGGGCCUGCCGCUGACGCCCCCUCAGGAUUAUCCUGACCCUGACAGGUUCUCGUGGGAGAGGUAUCUGGAGGAGACGGGCUCGACGGCGGUCGCUCCUGAAGCCUUCAGAGUGCGCCCCUCCCACAGCUUCCAGGUGCAGAUGAAGCUGGAGGCGGUGGAUAAGAGGUGUCCGGGCCUGAUCCGCGUGGCUACGGUGCAGGAGAUCGACACUUACAGAAUCAAGAUUCAUUUUGAUGGCUGGAGUCACUUGUAUGAUGAGUGGAUGGAUUCGGAUCAUCCGGACAUCCACCCUGCGGGCUGGUGUGAGAGCACAGGACACCCCCUCAAACCUCCACCCUGCCAGCACACUGCCCAGAAACCCGGUCCCCAGGAGAGCCUGACAGCCCGGCAGCCCAGCUUCUCCUCCAUGCCUUGUAAAAGUCUGCCUCAGCCACGCAGCACCUCCAAAUACAGCUUCCACCACAGAAAGUGCCCUACUCCAGGAUGUGACGGGUCAGGUCAUGUGACCGGCCUUUUUUUACAGUAUGCUACAAGAAGUUUAGGUAUUGAGGCUUUGGUCUAA